Neurospora tetraspora is the source of this 1419-nucleotide messenger RNA. RefSeq lists its product as uncharacterized. Lineage: Eukaryota; Fungi; Ascomycota; Sordariomycetes; Sordariales; Sordariaceae. The coding region runs from base 1 to 1419 and encodes 472 amino acids. The transcript has a single exon. The record is from RefSeq and is a predicted model, not a curated record.
AUGACAACACCAAUCCACCUCGUCUCCAAACACAACAACGCCCAAACCACCAUCGGCUACAUCGACGAACAAUCCGCCCUCGCCCCCCCUCUCGCCCCCUCCUCCGUCCGCGUGCGCACCCAACUCAUCUCCCCCUCCUCCAACAACCUCACCUACGCGCUCAACGGCGAUCGUUUCGGGUGGUGGUCCGCUUACCCCGUUCCCAUCGGCACUCAACUCCACUCCUCCUCCUCCUCCUCCUCCUCCUCCUCAGUACCCCAGGUAGAUGCCGAUAUCGACUUGAACAAAGAAUGGGGAAUAGUCCCAGCCUGGGGCUACGCCCUCGUCCUCUCCUCCACCCACCCUCUUAUCCCCUUCGGCUCUUUACUCUGGGGCUUCUGGCCCACCUCUGCCCACUCCUUCGACCUCACCUUGUCCUCCUCCUUCCCCGAAGCGGAAAACCAACAACCAGAGACGCACUUCCGCGAAACCUCUCCCCACAGGGAAAAGCUGAUGGCCAUGUAUAACCGGUACAUCCUCGCCCCCUCCUCCCCUUCGUCGCAAAUUGACCUAGACAGCGACCUUGCCGCGCAAACAGUCCUCUCCCGCUUCGAAUGUGGCGUCUUGCUGGAGAAAUAUACCCUCCACCGCCAGCGUUUCACGCACCCCCUCGGUUUGCCGGCGGGCGCACCGGCUGAUACCAUCCCUGGCGUGCCUGCCUGGGGUCAGAGGGACGCAGAUUUGAGGAAAGCGGUGGUGAUUAGUUUGUCGGCUGGUACCAAGACGGCCAGGAGUUUUGCGUGGAUGUUAGCUCGUGAAAGGAGUGAGAGGGGGGAGUUGGAGAGUGAAGGGCCGUUGGGACUGGUGCAGGUUACUAGUGUCCCUGGGACGUUGGCUAACUUUAGUGAUGGUGAGGGGGAGGGGAAAACGAAGUUGAAGAUUAAGAAUGUGGGGUAUGGAGGGGAGGAGUUAAGGGCGGUGGUGGAGUGGGUUAAAGGACUAGAGGGCGUGGAGAGGGUGGUGAUGGUGGAUUUUGGAGCGGCGAAGGAGGUUACGGAGAUGUUGGUGCAGGGCUUGAAAGAAGAGGAGGGGGGUGGUUCGGGAAAGAAACUGGAGGUGUUGGUGUUGGCGGUUGGGAAUGAGUCCAGGUGUACUCGGGUGAGGAGAUCCAGGCAAGGUGGACAGGCGCUGGGGAAGGUGCAGUUUAACACGAGCGGGGUACGGGAUAGGGCGGCGGAGGUGGAGGGCGCCACAGCUUACUUUGAGGGGGUGGAUGAGGCUUGGAAGCGAUGCUAUACCGAGACGGGAUUGGGCGAGGUCCGGUUGGAACGGUAUCGUGGUGUUGAGGGGGUCAAUGGCAUUGAGGGCGCGUGGAAAGCACUCUGUGGGCAGAAAUUGGCACCCAAUGCUGGGAUUGUGGUCAGGUUGUCAUCUUCCUGA